AUGUGGAGAUCCUGGGUCGAUAGAAUAAAUACGAUAAACAAAAGCGCUGAGGAACCAUCCAUAUCAAAGGAAGAGCUCCAGAGACAAGAACAGCAGCAAGCACGUAUACGUGACAUUUGGCAGCGAUGCAAUGAUUUACUCUCCAAUGAACAAGAACGAUCUCAAGGAUUUCUGCUUGAAUUUCUACCCAUUUUGAUUGAAACACACGAACAGUUUGGAAAUGCAUUUGUAUUCGAGUCGAUUCCAGAUGACCGUGAUUUCAUGAGCAACUUGACCAAGGAGCUGAUCAGUGGUAUACGCAAAGUGCCAGAGCACAAGAGUAAAUCAGAAUCUAGCCAAGCAUUGAUGGAUAAUUUAAGGUCAAAAUCACACCUGUACAAUGUUAUACGAGCCAUUCGAGUUGUAUCAUUUGGGCCAAAUGCCAUCUUACUGCUGAUGCUGCAACAGAGAAUACCAUCCGUGAUUAUCAAAUUAUUCAGAUCCUUCAUCGAUUUAGCACCGUCAUACUACCAACAGCCACCACCCGUCGAGGACAUGGUCAGCAUUGAGGAUGUGGGGAAUACGAUGGCCGAUAUUUUGAAACAGUGUGUAAAGAAUGUGUCUGUAUUACACAGACUGAUUACAGAAGACACAUUUUUCAUGAUGAUACGAAUUAUGACAGCUAAGCCCAUCGAGAGUGUGGCUCAAGAUACCAGCGAACCUGCCUAUUUGAUGUGGAAGACAAAGGCGGUGGAUAUACUCACAUCAGUCGACAUGAACGGCGAAGUGUGUCAGUACCUGCAUCAUCGCCGUUGUGUUGAUUUGGUCAUUCGACUAUGGAGGGACUGUAUAGCCAAGGACUAUUUGACAUGCGUGGAUUACCGAGAAAUCAACCUUGGAUUGAGUCUGAUUUACUUUCAACUGGAGAGAUCGGCUAAAAUACAGUUUUAUGGGUUAUUCGAGGAGAUGCUGCAAGGAUACGAACUGUUGUGUAGGAUACUGAAACUGGGUCCAUUCAGUGAUGCUAUAGUGGAUUUAAAGGUGGACAUUGUGAAUAGGCUAGUGGAUUUAAGUUUUGUAGGUAAGCCAAGUCCAAUUCCAUCUCUCUCAGAUGGCCUUCCCUACCAGCAUGCAGACUUUUCGACUCCACAGCCAAGAGGCCACACAGACAAAAUUGUAAAAAAUACACCAGCAUAUCAAUGCCUGCUAGCGUCAUUUCUAUACCCAACGACACCCACCCGACAUGAAAUACCCGCUCCAUUGCGAUUUCAACUGUUCAGUGCCAUGAAGGAUAUUAUCCAGGUCCAUCCAUGCAAUUAUUUUGUUUUAGAGUAUACCAAUUCUGUCCCUCAAUUCAUUGAGAGCAUGGAAAACUAUGAUAUUCAGAUUCAAAACGGGAUCAUGGAGCUACUGAUCUUUAUCAUGGUGGACCUCAAUUUUGUGCCACUCAAGGAGUUGGCUGUAUUAUCCCUCCAUCUUCAGAGCAGCUCAUCUGGAAAAAUGAUUGCUUUGAUCUGUAAAUACCUGACAAAACUUGUCAAAACAUCACCCAAGUUUUAUACUGUCGUUCAAGAGGCUGGCCUUAUCAACAUUAUGAGUUUGAUGCUGUCAGAUGUCACUGAAAAAGUGCAAGCACACGCUACGAAUGACGAGUUCCUGCAACAUGCGCUGCAACACUUUGAUCAGAUCAUUGAUUGUAUCAUCGCCAUGACCUGCACUCCUAGCAAUGUAGUAGCGUUCAGAAAGUUAUACAGGGGCAACUUGUUUGAUUUACUGCAAUAUCCAGAGACCCGUAUUGGCGCAUUGCGAUUAUUCGAAAGCUUGUCCAGUCAUGCGUACGAUGCCAAAUCACCUUCUUCUCUCAGUGAAUCGCCCUCGCCAGGAUCACCAUCGUCACCUGGAUCCGAAGCAGGCAAUGCAUUUAGUAGGGUCAUGGAAGCCAUCCAAUACAUUCCUCGAGACGACCUGGACUUUCGACUGGAAGUGCUCAAAACCAUCAAACGCAUCUUUAAAGCGCACAAAUCCACUCGCGAUAUAUUCAGAAAAGUAGGCGGCUAUGUGAGCCUGGUAUCAAUGAUUGUAGCAUUGGAAGGUGCCUUUGAAGAACCAGAGCGGUUUGAAAACCACCAGAGCUUGGAAACAGUGCAAAACAAGAUUGUUGCUGUGAUUCAGACGAUAUUCUCGGUACUGGCUGAAUCUAUGCAUGAUUACGAUGUCAACAAAAAGUAUUUCCUCACUAAUGUGGGAUAUGGAUCAUUGGAGAAUGCCAUUACAUUGACAGGUGCACUGAAAGAAGGCUGUAUACCUCACCAGAUAUUUGGUAUCCUGUUUGCAUUUGCCAUGGACGAUGAAUCUGUGCAUGAUUUGUUUGUAGAGCCUCCUCCUCCAGCUGGCGCGGAACCUCAAGCAGUGACAUUGGAUCUGCUGAAACGCAUUGAAUUGGUGCUCAAAUCAUCUGGUGCUAGAGUGGUCAACCCUGAAAUCACGCCUACCAUCUUGAACUUGCAGCAGCAACUAUCCAAGAAGGACGCUAAACUUUCUCGCGCUGUACUGUGUGCCAUCUACGCUCUGGCUCAAUCCAGCCGAGGCAAUCAAGUUAAGCUGAACACCAGUGGCCUCAUCUUUGGUUUAUUGCAGCGUGCAUUUCCUCACAACCACCAACAACAAGAACCUGUACAAGACGCUGAACGAGAGAUUAUACUGCAAAUCAUCAAAAAGCUAAUGGCCAUGGGUGUCAGCUAUCAAGAGAUUCUCUACAUGUUCCAGCAAUUCAAUGUUCAUGAAGGCGCUACGCUUGAUACAUCAGGCGGACUGAUGGAUCUCAUUUUGCAAGGUGCUUCUCGCAGUCGAUGGCCUAAUUUCAUUCAGUUUGAUAUGGGUGCCAAUCCAAAUGCUUGCUUGGAACUGCCUCAGCUAGACGACUUUCCUCCCUCUAACCCUGGCUACACCUUGCUCUCCUGGAUUCAUAUUGAACAGCAGGACGAUAUUUCCAAUUUGUCGCUGUUGACUGUGUGGGAUGACACAAACCUCAUCUUUAAAAUCUAUAUUGAUGCUAUUACUAAAAAGCUCAAGGUGUACAGUGCAUCUUCCUCCAAGCAAGAUGUUGUAUUCAAGUCGUUCGAGUUCCAUGCGGGUUUCUGGUAUCAUCUGACGCUUGUGCACCACAAAUCUCGCCUCUCUGUCAAGUCAAGCAGCAUGCAAUUGUAUGUCAAUGGUGUAGCGAUUGAGCAGGUAAGCUGUCCAUACAUCACACAGUCUUCUGUCCCAACAGUACCGCUGAGAGCCGUAAUUGGAUCUUUGGGUGAUGAACAUCUGUUGGAGACAUCACAGCUGGUGUGGGAUCUGGGCCCGACUUACUUAAUGUCAGAAACACUGGAAAAAGAAACCAUCAACCUCUUCUUUAAUCUCGGUGCUCGUUACAAAUCCUUGUUCCAAGACUCGUUGCGUCAAUUCCAGACGUACGAAGCAUCUACCUCCUUGUUUCUGACACUGAGAAGUAUGUCGAAAUCCAAAUCAAAUCAAACUACGCGCAGAGAUUCUGUUCAGACGCAAACAAUGCUGGCAAAUGUUAUGAAGAGCACUCAUUUCCAGAGUAUACCCGAACACAAGAUAUUGUUUGCCUUCUUUGCCAGCAACGCGCUCGCUGAAGGCCAUCGUACUGGGCUGACACUGUCUGGUUUGAGUGAUGCAACUGUGGCUACCAUUGCCAUGGAAAUCGACCACUCUCAUAUGGUAAUCAACUCUGCUAUCCCCAAGCUGGAUACUGCAGUAUACAUGCCGAGAAACAUGGGCUAUUUGGCAGGUGGGCCUACUGUAGCGUAUCCUUUUGGCUUGGAUGAGUCUAUCUGGAAGAUUGGUGGUUGUGCUAUUGCGUUAAAAUUGGUUGAACGUUCUGAGACAUCAGAAACACUGUGCAAGGCGACUGCCAUCUUGUUUGAAAUCAUUCGUUAUUCAUGGCGUAAUUCAGAGGACAUGGAAAAAUGUCAUGGUUACGAGAUUCUAGCCUACUUGUUAAAACAGAAAAGAGAUCUGAUUACCCCUGAAUUGAUCGAAUUACUGCUCGUCUUUAUUGGCAAAAAUCCUCAUUCUCCGGAGGACUCUAUUAUCAACAACCCACUGGCUUACCGUUAUGUUAUCUUGAAUUUUGAAAUCUGGAAAAAGACGGCCAUCUCUGUCCAAAGAGCCCAGCUGGAUCAAUUUAUUCUGUUCCUGAAUACAAGCAAGCUGAGAAACUUCAACUCAAAGCGUCUUCCCAAGAUUCACUUGGUGAAAAAAGUCCUGCUAGCCUUUAGAAUGAAUAUUUAUGCAAAAGAGCUAGUGCCUCACCUGAUUGACGCCCUCAAGGCCAUCAUGCUGAGUAACUGGACAACAGAGAGCAUCCGAGCCGUCGCUACCUUCUUGGCUUCCACUGUAUCCAAAGUACCAUCGUCUUUGAAAGCACCUCGUCGCUUGGGUCGAUCUGACAGCACCCGUUCCACUUCAUCCGUUUCCUCCAUCGAUUCAGAAAUACCUUCAUCAACUACGAUAGAAAUCAUCACAGACGCCAAGAGUCACCACAGCAAUACGACCAAGAGCGUUCAGAUGCGUAAUAUCGUUCUUGAAAUGAUGCAUGAUAUUCUGUGCGAUCAGGCCAAUGGCCCCGACUACAUUAGCAAGUUUGCCACCACCAUCACCAACAAAUGGCCACUGCUCUUCUUUGCACCCAACUUGAACCCUUUUACAGUAGUGUUGACAGCGCGCAUCUUGGCUCGUAUUUGCAUUACACAAGGCCCUGCUUACGUGCAAAAGUUCAGAUCUGCCUCUGAGGGGUUUCUAGUGUUGCGUCAUUUACUGCCUUCCUACUGGCAUCUCACUCAAUUGCAUGAAACGCUCAUGUUGAUGAUGAUUGGCAUCGAUGUAGCCGAAUACCCCAUCUACAGAACGUUUGAUAUCAACCAUUUGAGAACCUGUUUGCACGACAGCAAGGAAGGAAACAAGAUGGCUGUGCCUGAUAUGCUGCCCAUCAUCAUUGCCAUGUGGGAUGAAGCCAGAAAGGCGAUUGACUUACCGGCUACCAAGCUGACCAGUACACCAACCUUGAUGCGACCUCGUACCAGAAGCAACAGUGUCAAUGUCAGACCCAUGGCUGAAAAACAGGCCCUCUCUCCCGCCUCACGCGCUCAAAUAUCUCGUACCAUGGAAGACUUUAUCCAGCUCUUUGAUGAACUGUACGAUAGUCGGUCCGUAUUCAAGGAAGCUUGCAACAAACAAGAGGUUGUGGAUUGUAUCGUUCAGGUGCUGUUUCCAUCUGUGUGUCCUACGCAUCAAAUGACAGCAGACGACGAGCUCAUCUCCAAAGAUGUUGUGCUGACCAACUUUGACCUGGACCAUCUCAACUCUCCCUCAUCUGCUGCUGCAUCGCCUAUUGAUAGCCCCUAUUUCGACCGCUUUGGUAAAUUCACGGAUGAUGAUACAGCGUCUAUCGACAGCAACACAGCAACCUCUGGAAGCAGCAUUAUCAAGCGUGGCGGCACAUCGGCUCUGAUGACCAAGACAUCCCCGCAUGUGUCAAAGAGAGGCAAUGCCUUCAUGACACGAUUGAGAUCUGCUUCGUGGAGUCAAGCCGCUGCCACGCCCACCAACACCAAAGUACUGCAGGACGCCAUGAUGGAUUCCUUGCUUAAUUUUGUAGUGGAUAUUUGCAUCGAGUCCAUCACAGAUCCACAGAGCAAAAAUCUCGGCGCUUUAUUGCUUGUCUUUUCUGCUUUCCCUCCUAGUUCGCAUGAACAGCAACUCUUGUUCGAAAGCUACUUACUGACACACAUCGCACAAAACCUGAAAAGCACGUUUCAAUUGGAAAUGGAACUGAUGUUGGAUCCUCGUGUAUUGGCCAAUCUUGCCAAGUUCUCUCAGAUGGCUGCUGAUGCUGUGAUUCAGGGGCGAUUUAGAGAAGGCGGUACUGAGCAGACAUAUGAUUUGUUGGCUACCUUGUUAGAGAUUUUGCAUAGCGAUGAGUUCAACAGUCGCUAUGGUAUCAAUGAUGCGUCUGUAGUUACCAUCUAUCGUGCUUUCAACCGCAUGAUUCUGGUCAAGAUAUCUGAUCUGGAGCACGGCGAUUUGGACUCUCUCAAGACAGUCGCCUUCCUUGACUACUGCAUCCACCAUCAAAAGAUUAUCCUCAGUGCCAAAAACAGCGACACGGAAUUCAUGAAAUGCUUCUGCUAUCAUCUUUACCGUUAUCUGCUAUCCAACGAUGAUAAGGUGCGAGAUGCCGCUGCCAAUAUGUGGAAAUUACUGGUGCUGCAGAGACCAGAUACCGUCGACGCCAUCUUUAAUAUACGCAUCAAGGGUGUGGAAUUGGAUGAUCUGAUUGAUGGCUUCAAGCAAAUGCUGGAGAUGGAUGUGGAAUCAUUCUACAGAUGGCUGGAUUCGCGCAAGGUGGAGCUCAACAUCUUGUUUACGGAGCACAUUAGUAAAUCUUGGGAGAACACGAUUGUCCAAGAAAACAAGUACAGCAAAGAAACGUUCAAAAAUUACAUUACCAGACGCAUCAACAAGCUGAAAAAGAUGCAGAAGCGAGAAGCCUACGAGCAAGAAGUCAUGAUGGACUACACACAAAAGACCCAAUCCUGGUCUCAAAGCAUCCAAGAGAUAGAAAUGGGCCGCUUCACCAAAGCAUUGCAAGACUUUGAUGGACAUGAAAACUUCAUCUCGAGUGAAUGGACUCGUAUUGCUGCUGAUUUGGUAAGAGAGAGAUCCAUUUGGGGUCCUCGCGUAUCACUUGACUUGAAAUGGAGACUCGACUACACGGAAGGUCCUAAUCGUAUGCGUAAGAGACUUCAGUACAUCUCCAACACGGACUACUCGUCCUAUAUGCCCAAACAAACCACAGCUACACAUAAUGACAGCUCUCCUCAGCCCAUCAAGGCUUCCAUCACUGCUAAACAUGGCAGUGCUCUCAAGUCUGAAGUGCAAAUAGACAAGGAACUCACGGAAGAGCAAUCCUCCAUCAUGAGUAAAGAAGACGAGCCACCCACUGCUGAAAACGACAGCAACUCUAUCAAUGGAAGCGUCAACAAGGAGGAAGGCGAGGAGGAGGAGGAGGAGGAGCAACAAAUCUCGUAUGAAGAAGACAAGAAUCGCAAGGUACUUCGAUUGUUGGAUCAAGGCGACAUGGUGCUCGACGUGUACAAUGUCAGUCAAAUUGCUGGCUUAGAUGCUUGUGAAGGUCUCCUCUUGCUGUGCAAAAACAACAUUUACCUCAUUGACAAUUUCUUCCAGCUCAGUGAUGGUGAAGUCGUCGAAAUUUGGGAUGUCCCUAGAGAAGAGCGCGAUCAGUACCUUCUCUUGGUGGCUCAAGCCGCUGGCAUGGAAACAGAGCCUUUCAUCAGCUCUUCUGGCGAUUUGCAUACAUGCAGGAAAUGGGCUACUGCUGACCUUCGUGAUGUGUUUAAACGUCGCUUCUUGUUUAGAGAUGUAGCGCUUGAAAUCUUCUUUACGGAUGGUCAAAAUGCCUUGAUCACAGUAGCUCUGUCUGAGCGAGAUGAGUUGUACUCCAAGCUGGUGAGUCGUGUCACUGUGCAUGAAGAGUCUGGUGGUACUAUAUUCGGCAGAGAAAAAGACAGCUACACUACAACGGGUCUCAGCAGCACGUUUAGACUGUCCAGCAUAUUUGGUACCUCCACUUUACACGAUCUAACGCAGCGCUGGGAGCGUAAAGAGCUCACCAAUUUCCAAUACUUGAUGUACCUGAACGCCAUUGCAGGUCGAUCUUACAACGACUUGACUCAGUACCCUGUGUUUCCAUGGAUUCUGGCUGACUAUCACAGCGAAGAACUUGAUCUGACUGAUCCAAGGACCUACCGAGAUUUGACGCGUCCCAUGGGUGCCCAAACAGCUGAACGCAGACAAGAGUUUGCUGAGCGAUAUAGACAAUGGGGAGAGACCGACGACCCAACACCUGCUUUUCAUUACGGUACGCACUAUUCGUCUGCUAUGAUUGUGUGCUCCUUCUUGAUUCGCCUCGAGCCCUUUACGCAACAUUACCUCAAGCUACAAGGUGGCACCUUUGAUCACGCUGAUCGACUAUUCGAUUCCAUUGGUAAAGCUUGGGAGUCUGCAUCAGAAAAGAACAUGGGCGAUGUCCGAGAACUGAUUCCCGAGUUCUUUUAUCUGCCUGAAUUCUUGACCAAUGUCAACAAAUUCAACUUUGGUGUCAAGCAAGGCACUGGGGAGGCGAUUGAUUCCAUCGUGUUGCCACCAUGGGCGCAUGGAGAUCCCAAGAUCUUUAUCCAGCGUCAUCGUGAAGCUCUGGAGAGUGAAUAUGUCAGUGCUCAUUUGCAUCACUGGAUUGACUUGAUCUUUGGUUUCAAGCAGCAAGGACAGCAGGCCAUUGAUGCCCUCAAUGUAUUUCAUCACGUUUCGUAUGAAGGUGCUGUUGAUUUGGAUGCCAUUACAGACAUUGUGGAAAAGACAGCUACAAUUGGUAUCAUUAAUAACUUUGGUCAAACGCCACGUCAAUUAUUCAAAAAACCACAUCCAGCAAGAUCACCAACAAUCACUGAUCCCAUGGCAUUGGGUUACUACAUCUUCCAGGAGCAUUUAGACAAGUUGGUCCAAUCACUGAUGCCUCUGCGUGACAUUAAGCAACAAAUUGAAAGCAUUGAUUUAUACAAUGAGAAGCUUGGCGUGACAUCGUGUCAGCAGUUGCUGAUGCCUCCUGAUGGUCUACGAUACAUUGAAUGGGGAUUCUCUGACAACAGUUUGAGAAUGUUCUCUACUGAAACUGGAAAGCCUUUAAAUGUGUUUGAAAACAUGCAUGUUGGCUUCAUUAGUACAGCAUGUUUCCCUGAUUCUCGUACUCUGGUUACAGGUGGUACUGACAAUCUUGUGUGUAUUUGGCAAGUUAAGAAUGAAAAGACAACAACCGACUUUGUUUUGGUUGAAUGUCUCAAGGGCCAUUCUUCUGUUGUCACUACCAUUGCUGCAUCAAGAACGUAUAGUAUUCUCGUCACUGGUUCUGAAGAUAAGACAGCCAUCAUCUGGGAUUUGAAUCGUAAGCAAUAUGUCAAGACGUUAGGUGGGCAUGAAAAUGGCGUUCAAAUUAUCAGAAUCAACGAUAGCACUGGUGAUAUCAUUACCUGCUCUGGUCAUAUCAUUCGUGUAUGGACCGUCAAUGGCGACCUUUAUCUUACAAAAUCAGCCUGUCCUAGCUCAGAGUCUAUCUUGUCCUGUAUCUUUUACGAGCGUAAACUGACUGAAUGGAACAGCAAGGACUUGAUCAUCACAGGCCAUCGAAGAGGUGUCGUCAAGUUCUGGCUAAAACAUGUGGAAAUAGAUGCAAAGACAGGCCAACACAAAUGGUCUCUUGCUUUAAUACAUGAACUGCGUCAUAAGAGUAGAGUAGAUGGAAGCUUGGAUACAUCUGACAUUGUGGCAUUAUCCAUGUCUAGCUCAAGAAAGACAUUGUUUACAGGUAGCAAGCAAGGGCAAGUGUAUGGAUUUGUGCUGCCAGAUACGUCAGACACGUAUCAUGUACAGAGAGAAGAUAAGUGCAGGGAAUGCAUGACAUGCAAAAGAGCGUUUUCUGUGUUAGAACGCAAGAGUCAUUGUAGAGCAUGUGGUGGCAUCUUUUGCUCCAACUGUAUGUCUACUGCUGCAUUGGUCUGUCCCGAUAAAUCAGCAAGAUUCUGCAAGCCUUGUUAUGAUCAACUUUUGACCAGUUGUAACAAAUCAAAAACGGAAGAGGAUGAAGAAUGA
Mucor velutinosus is the source of this 9717-nucleotide messenger RNA. RefSeq names its product DExD/H-box ATP-dependent RNA helicase dhh1. The record is from RefSeq and is a predicted model, not a curated record. Lineage: Eukaryota; Fungi; Mucoromycota; Mucoromycetes; Mucorales; Mucoraceae. Gene Ontology annotation, molecular function: protein binding; metal ion binding. The coding region runs from base 1 to 9717 and encodes 3238 amino acids. The transcript has 18 exons.